AUGAACGGAGAUUUACCUCCUAUACCGUAUACAGUCAAGAACAUGCCAAAGCAAUGCACUGAGGACCAACUUAAGUUGGCAUUGUCAGCAGUUCGGCAAAAGAAAAUGAAAAUAAAGACGGCUGCUCGGCUUUACAAUGUGCCGAAAUCUACUUUAUUUGAUAAGGUGAAGGGAACAUACAUCGGCAAACAGCGGGGACCGGCGAGGCAGCUUCUCCCUGAUGAAGAAGAGUCUCUGAAGGGCCCAGCUGAUGACUGGUUUGUAAAGUUUUUUAGUCGCCAUCCAAACCUAGCACAAAGGAAACCGGAGAAUAUGGAUAAAGCUAAAAUGUCCAUGUCUUCAAAAAAGAUGCUUGACGAGUUCUUUCCCUUUCUAGAAGGUGUACUGGAUAAAUAUGGAAUACGAGACAAACCUCACAGGAUUUUCAACUGCGAUGAAACAGGAUUCACAGGAAAAGAAGCUCCACGGGCAAAAGUAAUCGGACCCCGCGGUGGACACCUGUUCAGACGUAAAACAGUUUCUGCUGACCAUGUGACAGCUCACCUAUGCGUUUCAGCAGAUGGACAUUUUUUACCACCUGCAAUAAUUUACAAGGGAUCAUUACCACAUCAGCACUACAAAGACAGCGUCCCAUCCUCAUGGCACUUCGGUCACAGUGAAAAUGGCUAUAUGGACCGUGAUCUUUUUCACAAGUGGUUUGUCAACGUGUUUGUCCCUAACUGCGGCAGAGAGAGACCCGUAAUACUUGUAAUGGACAAUCAUGACUCUCAUAUAAGUAUCGCUGUCAUUGAGAAGGCAAUAUCAGAGGGUAUUGUGCUUCUUGGUCUGCCUGGGCAUUCCACUCAUAUCCUGCAACCUUUAGACGUCAAUAUUAUAUCACCGCUGAAAGACGCGUACACGAAAGUGGCAGCCGGUCUUGGCUACUUAAAUACCGCUGUCAGUGUUGGGAAAGCCAAGUUUCCGGUCGUCUUAAAGCAUGCAAUGGACAAGAUUGCGCCAGCUACCAUAGUCAACGGUUUCGCUAAAACUGGCAUCUGUCCGUUCAGUCCUUCUGUGAUAGACACGUCACAGAUAGUAGAACCGACUUUCAGAGACGACGCAAACGGAGGACCAGAUGAGCCUGAGGUGAGGACCUGUGGUACCUGUGGGUCUUACAUUACUAACCCAUUGGUGAGAAGAGGACUCAUUUCAAAUUCACUGGCAAACAUUCUGGUACCCCCUCCCACAGAACCACAGAAUAAACAGCAGAAAAGAACAUGGGUUGUAGCCGAGGGCAGACUUAUCAGCGGCAAUGAUAUGCUGAGUCAGCUAAAGGAGAAGGAAGAACUUGCUGAAAAAAAGAAGAGUGAAUCAGAAAAAAGGAAAAUGGAAAUGAAAAGAAAACUGAAAGAAGAAGAUGAUAGGAUGAAAAAGAUAAAGAGAAUGAAAGAAAAAGAAGAAAGAGAAGCUAGAAAGCUAAAGGACAAAGAAAUGAAAAGUAUUAGGAAACAGAAAAAAAAGGAAGAGCAAGAACGAAAACAGAAGGAGAAGGUGGCCAUUACGAGAAAACGUCUAUUUACUGAGGAGCAGAUCAUGUCAGCGAACAUGUAUGUAUGUGGCGACUGUAAAGAGAAGGGGAGGCCAGAUGAUGAGAUUAACGGCAUUCUUUGGUUCGGCUGCGAUGAAGAGACAUGUGGAUUAUGGUUUCAUGAGCAUUGUCUGACACAACAGGCCAAGGAAUAUCUUUGGGAAAGUUUAGAAAAUGGGGAGGAGUGGUUUUGCCACUGUUGUAAGCCGUGGCUUUACGAGGAGUAG
Molecule: messenger RNA, 1794 nt
Organism: Mercenaria mercenaria
Lineage: Eukaryota; Metazoa; Mollusca; Bivalvia; Venerida; Veneridae
Exons: 9
Coding region: 1-1794 (597 amino acids)
Cellular component (GO): nucleus
Molecular function (GO): DNA binding
Source: RefSeq, a predicted model, not a curated record